Molecule: messenger RNA, 5597 nt
Organism: Linum tenue
Lineage: Eukaryota; Viridiplantae; Streptophyta; Magnoliopsida; Malpighiales; Linaceae
Source: the annotation of a GenBank genome assembly
AGCACAAUUCCCCCUAGCAGCACCAGUCUAGUGUCUACUGUCUACCACAUCCUCUCCCGCCAUAAGGAAAACGACGGCGUACCCGUGACGCUCCCCUGGCUUUAUCAGGCCACCAUCCAAUCCAUCUCCUCCAUUUCUCGUCCCAGAAUUCUUGUCUGGUAAUUAAGUUUAGCAUUCUGCCAAUCCUUCCUUUCUCCAGUUGAUUUCCAGCUUGCUAGCUGCUAAACGAACAGAAGAAGAAACCAACAAGCUCUUGCCUUUCUCACGGACCCAUAAUCCCCUUUUGCUUCCUCUCCCCAAAUUCCUUCUGUACAGAUAAAUAAUAAGAAAAGACGCCAUUCUGUUCAAGGGCCCCAUUGCUCUUCGUCCUCUGGACUUCCCAAGGCUGUUUUUUUUCCCCUCAUCUGGGUACUGAGGAUUUGUGAAAAAGUUUGCGCCUUUGCCUCAGCUUCGAUGCUUUCAUAGCUUUCCGCGACCUAUAUUAUACGGGUUGAGAGCUUCCACCCUUUCUGGGUUCUUUGUCAAAUCAGAAAAUAUGGUGCUGGGUAAUGCUAAAGCAAGAGCCUUUACCUUGUUCUUCCUGUUCUUGUUUACAUCUUGCUCCGAGGGCAAAGAGUGUACUAACACUCCAACGCAGCUUUCUUCCCACACGUUCCGAUAUGGACUUUUGUCGUCAGAUAACGACACGUGGAAGUCGGAGAUGUUUGCCCAUUACCACGACGAUGAUCACUUGAUACCCACUGAUGAUUCGGCCUGGGCCAGUUUGCUUCCGAGGAAGGUUUUGAGGGAGGAGGAAGAGUUCAAUUGGGCGAUGGAGUACAGGAAAAUGAAGAAGAAUGUUCAGUCUUCUUCGGCUGGGAGAUUCCUGAAGGAAGUAUCCUUGCAUAAUGUGAGGCUGGAUCCUAGUUCCUUGUACGGGAGGGCUCAACAGACGAAUUUGGAGUACUUGUUGAUGCUGGAUGUUGACAAUUUGGUUUGGAGCUUCAGGAAGAAUGCUGGUUUUGCCACUCCUGGGACUCCUUAUGGUGGUUGGGAAGCUGCUGAUGUGGAGCUCAGAGGCCAUUUUGUUGGGCACUACAUGAGUGCUGCUGCGAUGAUGUAUGCCAGUACGCACAAUGAAACUCUCAAAGAGAAAAUGUCGGCAGUCGUGUCAGCUCUAUCUAAAUGUCAAGACAAAAUCGGUUCAGGAUACUUAUCUGCUUUCCCCUCGGAGUUCUUCGAUCGAUUUGAGGCUGUGCAGCCUGUUUGGGCUCCUUAUUACACCAUUCACAAGAUCAUGGCAGGUCUUUUUGAUCAGUACAUGUUUGCCAACAAUGCUCAAGCUCUCAAGAUGGUAACAUGGAUGGCUGAUUACUUCUAUGGCCGUGUCCAGAAUGUUAUAACCAAGUAUACAAUUGAGAGACAUUUUCGGUCUCUGAAUGAAGAAACUGGAGGGAUGAAUGAUAUCCUCUACAAAUUGUACAGCGUAACGGGAAAUCCCAAGCAUUUGUUGCUGGCUCACCUUUUUGACAAGCCAUGCUUCCUUGGCCUGCUUGCAAUCCAGGCUGAUGACAUAUCUGGUUUUCAUGCAAAUACUCAUAUCCCAAUAGUUAUCGGAGCACAAAUGCGCUACGAACUCACUGGUGAUACACUUUAUAAGGUGAUCAAUUGCUUGUUCGGUUGUCCCAUAUGAUUCUCACUGAGCAAUGUAGCAUAUUGGUGAUGCAUUGGAUGGCAUUGAACAAAUGUUGUAGUUGUAGCUUCUUAUGAGAAUGAUCCUUCAAACAACUUUUCAGUACAUGAUGAAACUGCGAAUGUUUAAGUAUUUGAUUGAAUUGCUUGGUGUUUGUUUGAUGGUUUUUUUUCCUUCUUUCAAUCUGAUUCGAUGUGCCAGGAAAUUGGGACAUACUUCAUGGAGAUUGUCAACUCUUCUCACAGCUAUGCAACUGGAGGGACAUCAGUGGGUGAAUUCUGGUCUGAUCCAAAGAGGUUGGCUGGUACACUGCAGACAGAGAAUGAAGAAUCAUGCACUACUUACAACAUGCUGAAAGUCUCACGUCACCUCUUCAGAUGGACAAAAGAAGUGGCGUAUGCAGACUACUACGAGCGUGCCAUUACCAACGGUGUCCUGGGGAUCCAGAGAGGAACAGAACCUGGAGUGAUGAUCUACAUGCUACCACAGGGUCCUGGAAGCUCUAAGGGUAGAAGCUACCAUGGAUGGGGAACACCGUUUCAGUCCUUCUGGUGUUGUUAUGGAACAGGAGUGGAGUCCUUCUCUAAGCUGGGGGAUUCGAUAUACUUUGAAGAGGAAGGAAAUGCACCAGGACUUUACAUCAUCCAAUACAUAUCAAGCACCUUCGACUGGGAAUCUGGACAGAUCUUUCUCAGUCAGAAGGUGGAUCCUGUUGUCUCGUGGCAGCCUUUUCUGCGAGUGGCAUUGACAGUUUCUCCGAAAGAGGGGUCUGGUAAGUCAUCUACUUUGAAUCUGCGGAUACCAAAUUGGACAAAUGCAAAUGGUGCUGAGGCGGCUUUAAAUGCUGGAAGUUUGCCUCUACCUGCUCCAGGAAAUUUCCUGUCCGUGACAAGAAAUUGGAGCAGCAGUGACAAAUUGACACUAAAGCUGCCUAUGAGUUUGAGAACUGAAGCUAUCAAUGAUGACAGGUCUGAGUAUGCUUCCAUAAUGGCAAUCCUCUAUGGCCCAUACCUACUUGCUGGCUACAGCAAUGGUGACUGGAACCUCAAACUCGGAUCGAGCCUUCCUGAAUCCAUCACUCCAGUUCCUUCUACACACAAUUCCCACCUCCUCACCCUCUCCCAAGAAUCUGGAGGUUCCACAUUCGUCGUGACGAACACAAACGAAUCCUCGGUCACAAUGGAGAAGCUCUCCAACCCUGGCACCGAUGCUUCGGUCCACUCCACAUUCAGACUCGUCUCAAGGAACAACAACAACAGCCACAAGCUAUCAACAUCACUUGAAGAUCUCAUUGGUGAACAAGUCAUGUUGGAGCCAUUCCACCUCCCAGGGAUGGUGCUAAUGCAGCAAGGAAAAGAUGAAGUGAUGAUGGUCAGAAACUCAGUUCCUUCAGAUGGGUCGUCUGAAUUCCUCGUCGUAUCAGGACUGGAUGGGAAGGAAGGAAGCGUGUCUCUCGAGUCUGUUAGUCAGAAGGGCUGCUUUGUGUUCAGUGGCUUGGAUUACAAGCCAGGAGCAAAGGUAAAGCUCAGCUGCAGGACUAGCUCAGGCGCUGGUGGUGAUGAUGAAUUCGAUGAAGGAGCAAGCUUUUCAGCGAAUCGAGGGCUGUCACAGUACCACCCCAUUAGCUUUGUUGCUAAGGGGGAGAACAGAGGUUUCAUUCUUUCACCACUGCUGAGCUUUAGGGAUGAAUCAUACACUGUCUACUUUCACUUCCGCAGUUGAGAAAAACGAUGGUUGCAUACAUUUUGGAAGGUAGUUGUUAGUUUUUGCGUAUGAAGCAAGCAAUAACAAAACAGAGUGGGAAAGGAGCAUAUUUCCAAAAUGAUUAGUGAAACAAUGUAUUGCAUAUUAAAUUAAAAUUAUCAUAGAAUUAUUCAACUAUAAAUAUGCAUUACAAAAAUGUUAUCUAUCAGUGUAUACAUACAAAAACACCUCUCUGUAAACAUACCAAGCUGUACCAAAAAGAAAGUUUUCAUUACAUAAAUCACACCCAAUUGUUAGAGAUGGAGAACUCAUGAAACCUGAAAGAGAGUUCACCGGCGGUGUCUCUCUCAAGCUUGAUUUCCGGCCCUACAACACUACCAUCACCAUCAUUACUAGGAACCACCUGAGACGAUCGAGGCAGAGGAAGCGGGAGCACUUGGUUCUCGUUCGAAUGUCGAGCAGGAGGGGGCGACUGCACGACAUCUGUUCGAACAGGGACAGGAUCAGACCGCCGCGGCGGGAUCCCAACAGGCCUACCACCAUACCUUGCACUUCCAGGACCCAUACCGGCCAACGCCUUGUCCCACAGGAAGUAAUGUAUCACGAUGGGAACCUUGGCGUGGCGAUGAAGGGAGAGCUUCUGGCUCAACGAGACGGUGUCGUAGCAUCGAAUCGCUCCCGUGGAGGAAACCAUCCAAGGGAGCACCUUCUGGUUGGAAACCCUGGAGACAACGAGCAACUUGGAUGAGGAGGUUGCUUGCUUGUAGAGAUUGUUGAGCCCUGACCUCGUCGAGGCUGCAUUUUCAUCCCCGUCGUCGAUCACCGAGGAAAUGUAGAUGAACCCUUCUUCGGUUCGACUUAUGGCGAACCCGAGCCUGGAAUCGUCUUCCCUGAUCUUGAUCUCGAUGGAGAACUCUCCGCACAACGGAGCGUACCACAGCCGAACGGCUCUCACCACGCCUAUGUCCACGCCGUGGUAGUCCUCGAAGCCGUACAAGCUCGCAUUCGCGAGGUUGGAUAGGUCGGAGAGCGAGCCUGCACUCACUGUUGAAGAGGCUGUCUCACCAGAUAUCUUGGUGAGGAGGGACUCUGUCUGAAUGUUCAUGAAGACAAUGGGGACGCCAGAAGCCUGCGAGGCAAAGAGCCACGCAUUUGCUCUGGCAAGGGUGUGCUCGAUGUCGUUGUAACCCGAAGCAGCUCGAUCCGAAGCUUCGGGGAGGAAGAGUAUGGAAAGGAAACAGCUCGAAUUCGGAACCUUCAGAACCUCCUGCAUCUUCCUCCUCCAUGGAUAAGAUACGUAUCCAUCCUGUAGCUUGGAGCUCGACAGUGCGCUCACCAUCCUCGACCCUUUUGAACCUUCAUUUCAUAGCACUCGGACUCGGUUCGGUCGCAGAACCCGGCGGUGUAAUUCGGGUCGUCGAUGGACCUCAAUAUGUACUGCUUCUUCCCGCCGGAAUCGGGAACAAUACACGCCUGGAGCUCCGAGACCUCGCUCCCGCCCCGCCGCCUGACCCGGACCAGAAUCGAGGUCUCCUUCCGCUUGAACGACGCGUGAAGAAUCUUCUGGACCCCGCUCUUCCCGUUCUUGAACGGAGCCCGGUACGACUGCCCGCCGGCGCCGCCGCGCGACGACGACCCGGGAUCGGGAAUCACGAUCUCCUCCACGAUGUCGCCCGUCUGGAGGAGGUCGCCGGUCCACUCGUCGGCCUUGGAGCCGCCCUUGAGGCAGUCGAUUGAGAGGACGAAACCGGAGGAGGAGGAGGAUUUCGGGUCGGGGCUUCCCGGCGACGAAUUGCCCGAUCGGUCCAUGGUCAUUUCCCGGCGGCGAAACUAAAAAAAAAAAUUGUAACUCAGCUCAGAACAUCUGAAACGAGAAUAACCGAAAACCCACUUGGAAUUCAGCUGGGAAAUUGGAAAAGAUUGGGUUUUUGGGUUUCAGAAGGAAUAAAAUGGAACUGAGAGGAGAUCGGAGUUUUGGUUUUCUAGAGAGAGAGAGAGAGUUUUUCGUUGGUGGAAACCGGAAUUGGGUUUGACAGGGGAAUUCCGCCGGUAGAUUUGCAAUGAAGAUUGAGUUUGGGAAUUGGGGGAGAAUAUGUAGGAACGGGGAAUAUGAAUGCUCUGAAUAGGUAGUUCAAGGGUAUCUUUCGUCAGAUUACGAACAAAGAAAAUGAAUCUAAUGAAAGGUUUUAGGAGGUCGUCAGAAUAUACGAGUCAAUAGUCA